AUGGAAUUCAAUCGAGAAAAUUUUCUCGCCAUAAUUUAUUACAACUUUCAGAGACAAUUAUCGCAACAAGAAUGCCUGGCUGAGUUACUGUCUGUUUUCGGCAACGAAGCGCCACAUCAGUCGACAAUUUUCCGUUGGUAUGGCGAAUUCAAACGUGGACGGGUGAGUCUUAGCGACGAUCCCAGGGUGGGUGCACCAAAAAUGGCAGUCACCCAGGAAAACGUCGAUGCUGUGCGCAAACUCAUCAUUGAAGAUAGACAUGUGACAUAUCGCGAGAUUGAGACCACAAUUCAAAAAAAUUUACAUGAAGAAUUAGGAGUAAGAAAAUUAGUUUCUCGUUGGAUACCCCACCUGUUGACUGAAGAGCAGAAAGCAGCCAGGGUUAAUUGGUGUCAAAAAACGCUUGACCGUGAAGAAAGGCCAACAAAAGUCAUCCGUUCUCGAAGUGUUUCGAAAAAGAUGGUCGCGACAUUUGUGUCAAAAGCGGGUCAUAUUGCAACAAUUCCUCUUAAUGAGCAAAGAACUGUUGCUGCGGAUUGGUAUACCACCAUUUGUUUGCCAAAAGUCAUCACCGAGCUUCGGAAAAUCCUCCACCAAGACAAUGCAGGCUCGCACACAGCCCAAAAAACAAGGCAGUAUUUAACGAAAGAAAACGUGGAAUUAUUGGACCAUCCUCCAUAUAGUCAGGAUCUAAGUCCUCACGAUUUCUUUACUUUCCCGAAAAUUAAAAACAGACUGCGUGGUCAAAGGUUCCGGUCACCAGAAGAAGCAGUUGACGCAUUCAAAAAUGCCGUUUUGGAUCUGCCAGCAAACGAGUGGAAUAAGUGCUUCGAAAAUUGGUUCGAGAGCAUGCAGAUGUGUAUUAAUCUUCGUGGAGAAUACUUCUAA
Acanthoscelides obtectus is the source of this 888-nucleotide messenger RNA. The record is from the annotation of a GenBank genome assembly. Lineage: Eukaryota; Metazoa; Arthropoda; Insecta; Coleoptera; Chrysomelidae.